AUGAAGCUCCACGCCCUCGCUCUUGCCGCCAUCUUUGCCACGGCCAUGGCGUCCCCUACUGCCGAGUCCUCGGGCGACGGCUGGGGCAAUGGCGGCGACGGCGGCGACGGCGGCGAUGGCGGCAACGGCGGCGGCGGCGGCGGCGGUGGUGGCGGCGGCGGCGGCGGCGGCGGCGGCGGCGGCGGUAGUGCCAACUACGAGGCUUGCCCAUCUGGCCUCAUUGGCUCCUACCCGCAGUGCUGCACGGUGGACAUCCUCAACGUCCUUGACCUAAACUGCAAGCCGGUCCCUAUCGUCCCGACGUCGGCUGCUGAAUUCGAAGCCGCCUGCGCUUCCGUUGGCGGCGUGCCCGAGUGCUGCACCGUUCCCCUUGCCACUCUUGGUGUGCUCUGCGAGGUUCCUCCUGGCACUGCGUAA
This is a messenger RNA of Sporothrix schenckii 1099-18, 417 nucleotides long. RefSeq lists its product as uncharacterized. NCBI's taxonomy places the organism in Eukaryota, Fungi, Ascomycota, Sordariomycetes, Ophiostomatales, Ophiostomataceae. The transcript has 3 exons. The coding region runs from base 1 to 417 and encodes 138 amino acids. Gene Ontology annotation, cellular component: extracellular region. The record is from RefSeq and is a predicted model, not a curated record.